This is a messenger RNA of Euleptes europaea (tarantolino), 1208 nucleotides long. RefSeq names its product TATA-box binding protein associated factor 7 like (gene TAF7L). Gene Ontology annotation, cellular component: transcription factor TFIID complex. Bases 43 to 1176 code for a protein of 377 amino acids. Lineage: Eukaryota; Metazoa; Chordata; Lepidosauria; Squamata; Sphaerodactylidae. Gene Ontology annotation, biological process: transcription initiation at RNA polymerase II promoter; RNA polymerase II preinitiation complex assembly. Gene Ontology annotation, molecular function: RNA polymerase II general transcription initiation factor activity. The transcript has 13 exons. The record is from RefSeq and is a predicted model, not a curated record.
UUUAACUGAAUCUUUUUCUGCAUUUAUGUUUAGUUUUUUUGAAUGGUACAAGGUUUUAUAAACGUUUGCGUGAAGCAAAGAAGAGGAAAGAUGGCGUCUACAAAACAAAAAAUGAGCAAAAACAAGGAUGACGCGCCCUAUGAAUUGGAGAGCCAGUUUGUACUCCGACUGCCACCGGAAUAUGCUUCUACUGUACGGAGGGCAGUCCAGUCCGGAAGCGUCAACCUGAAGGACAGGCUCACCAUUGAGUUGCAUGGGGACGGGCGCCAUGGGAUUGUGCGCGUCGACCGUGUCCCGUUAGCUGCCAAGCUGGUGGACUUGCCCUGCACCACAGAGAGCUUAAAAACCAUCGAUAAGAAAACUUUCUAUAAGACUGCAGAUAUUUGUCAGAUGCUUGUGUGCACUGUGGAUGGUGAGCUGUACCCCCCUUUGGAAGAGCCAGCAACAAGUACAGACCCCAGAGCCAACAAGAAGAAGGACAAGGAUCGAGAGAAGAAGUUCAUCUGGAACCAUGGCAUCACUCUCCCAUUGAAGAACGUUAGGAAGAGGCGGUUCAGAAAGACAGCCAAGAAGAAGUACAUUGAGUCCCCAGACGUGGAGAAGGAGGUGAAACGCCUGCUGAGCACAGAUGCUGAAGCUGUCAGCGUCCGCUGGGAAAUCAUUGCAGAAGACGAAACGAAAGAAGCUGACCACCACGGGUCACUCACAGGCUUGGAUAUUUCUUCCCCUGGGAUGUCUGGACACAAGCAGGGCCAUGGCUCCUCAGUCGAACAUGAUGAACUCAGGGAGAUAUUUAAUGACAUCAGUAGCAGCAGCGAAGAUGAAGAUGAGAGGGAUCACCAUGACGAUGAAGACCUAAACAUCAUGGAUACAGAAGAAGAUCUGGAGAGAAGGUUGCAAGGCAAGCUGAACGAGUCGGACGGACCACAGCCAGAGAACGAAGGGACCAACCAGAUAGCCCUGGGGAUCCUGAAGCAGAUUGACAACCUGAAAGACAGGCUGCAGGAGACCCAGGAGCGCCGGAAGCGCCAAGAAGAUCUCAUCAUGAGAGUAGAGAACCUGGCCCUCAAGACCCGUCUCCAAGCUGUGCUGGAUGAGUUCAAGCAGCAGGAAGAGCGGGAGAAGCAGGAGUUGGCCUCUCUUCAGGAGCAGCUGGAAGCCCUUAUGGAGAAGUGAGGCUGAGCCUGAAUCCCGACGGGCAGUACCAG